GAGGCGACUCCAAGACCGAGACCUUCGUGCCCACCGCCAGAGCACGGCGAUGCUGCGCCCGGCACCAUGAGCCUCUCCAACUCCAGGGGCAGCGUCACUGUCAACGGGGCGGCCUAUCGCGGGCGCGCUCCCGGCCCCGGCCCCGCGGGUCAUGCCCGCGGACAGCAGCAGACCGAUGAGGAUGACGGUGUCCUGCAAAUGGUGAACAAACUGCUUGAAGAGGACAACCUAUGUGGAUCCAACUAUGGAAAUUUUGAUACCCUUCCAACCAAUGAAAAAAAUAAUGGCACCUGGUGGCCAGAUCAGAACCAUGAUGGAUACAGUAAGACGAAGUACCAUGAUGUUGAAAUGUCACCUCGGGGUAGUCAUGGAAAUAAUUCAUAUGACUUUACAAAUGGAGGAUACGACUCUAAGACUAAAUAUCAUAAUGUUGAAGCAUCACCUCGAGGUAGUCAGGGAAAUCAUUCUUAUGAUUUUGGGAAUGGGGGACUAAACUGUAAGACUAAGUACCUUAAUGUUGAAGCAUCACCUCAAGAAAAUAAAUCCUAUAAUAUUAGCAAUCUGGACAGAUUUGGCAAUAAUUUUGGACGAAUGUCGAGUCCUAGAACUUCAUUAAUGCAGCAACAAAUGUCAGAUGAGUUGCUCCAACAGUCCCCGCCUCAGUGUUAUUCCUACUCUCAUGGAUUUGAUGCUACUCCUGGCUUGAAUACCAAUGAUUUAUUGACUGAUAAUAGCUGCCAGCACAACCCACACAACUCUCCUGGUUCGAACGGGAAACUUUUAUCUGAUGAAUUGGAAGAUUAUCUCAAUUCAAUCACCAGUACUCCAGAAUGCAGUGAAUCUCUAUCAGCUUUUGGGAGUGGAUAUGAUUUGAACCUCAAUCUUGGAUUUGACACGGACUUCAGCAAUGAGAAUAAUAUGCAUCCAUAUCUGCCUUCAUCUUCUCAAAAUCGUUUGGAAGGUCUUUAUAGCCAAGCACCUGUGGGCAGACCUAUUAGACAAGCCCCACACAUGAGCUCUAGCAAAAAAGAAGAGGAUUUCUGUAUGGGGGAUGGUACCAAGCAUAAUCACCGAUCAUGCCUUAACUAUAACAACAAUUGCAGUCACAUUGCAAAUAAUAAUACUAUGAGUAGCAACUAUGGCAAUGGAAUCAGCAGCAACAGGAAUCAUUUUAGGAACCCUUCCCCUUUCAAUUAUCGUCCUUCCCAUCACAAUCCACUUCCUGUUCCUAUGUCGCCUAUGCCAUUUCCACCUGUGGUGCCCCCUCCAUUUGAAUUCCUUUCAUACCCCGACAUUUUCCACAGAAGAAAUCCAGUUCCAUUUUUGCCACCAUAUUAUGACAAUGCAGCAGCCCAAGCUGCUCUAUUGGCAGGUGUUCCAUCUGUUGGGGGCAGUGGCUUCCGAAUGAGUAGGAGAUCAGGGCCAUCCAAUGAGCUGCAUGCUCGUCUUGAAGAAUCCUACAACCAGUUUAAAAGUCUGGAAAAGGAAAGGAAGAAGACGGAAGCAGACUUGGCCCGCCACAAUCCAGGCAAGAAGGUGUCUUCUGCCAACAAUAUUCCUGUGCCAAGAUUGCCUCUUACCCCAUCCAGAGUUGACAGAUUGAUUGUAGACCAGUACCGUGAACAUGGGAGGGUUAUCACGUUGGUUGCCAAAAUGGAACGUCUUCGAGGAGCCCCAGUCCACCCACGCAUUCGCCUUUCUAUGGAAAAUUGGUUGGAAGCCAUUAAAAAGGUGCAGACCAGAAGGAGAGAGGAGUUGAUAAAUUCCAGCAGUAGGCACCCAAUGUUUUUUAUGGCAGAUGAUAAAGAUACAUUAGCUUUAGCUAGCAGUCUUCGGGACCUCACAAGUAGCUCACGCCAGGCUAGAACAGGGAUGUGGUGCGCUCUUCAAGUGACACUCCUUCACAAGGAUGGUGUCAAUGUGGAAUCAGAUACUGAGCCGGAUACUGAUGAAAAUGAAACAGAAACAGAGUUUGACCCAGAGUUUGAUUUUGACCCACCAGCACAAGAUUUACCUUCUUCUAUGGAGGAUCUGGAUGGAAAACAACUCAAUGAAAGUGAGUUGUGCGAUUCUUAGUUGAUGGUUUUAAUGCCUAUUGCACAUCAAUGACAAACCAACCAACUAAUAUCAGGAAGUAUUUGUAUUUUAUUAUGUUUUCACAACUUUCAUUUUAUUUGCUAGACCUUGUAAAGGCUUAUUUAUUCUCGAUAUCAAAUUCAGAAUGGUGUGAGGCACCAUCCACAUUUUGUGAAAAUGUUUAACUUUAUCACUUUUUAAUAUUUGAUUUGAUUCUUAAUAUCUUAUUUCUUUAAAUUUGGCUCCUUAUUCAGGCUGAAGGAUGCUAUCAUUUUUGAUUUCAUAUGAUUCGGUUUUUCUGCUAUGAAGUUGUGAAUGAAGUAUUUAAGCUUGUUAUCACAUUUUGUGUGUCCAAAUGUAUUUUUCUUAAGCUUGCGAUGUGCUUUUAAGCUUGGCAACUUAUUUUCUCAAACCUAACAAGUUUUUAAAUUUUUUUCCCCUUUUGGAAACCAAUGGAUUUUGUUGUUUUUUGUGCAUGAAGUCCUAGCUGAAGAUAUAUUUGAUUAAAAUAUCAUUUGUUAACUCUGAUUUACUGUGGGAUUUCUGAUGUCUACAUUGUCAUUUGAUUGCAAGUUAUAUGCCUCAACUCAAGUUCCUAAGACUGUCUGACCCUCCAAGUGCCAUUACCAUAUUUUGGUCAGUAGUAGUGGAUAUUUUGUGUUUCUAUUUUAGUCCUAAUAGUAAUUUUAAUGGAAUUAUUUUUCUUUCUUUAAAUUUUGUCACUUUAUUUGCUGUCUUUGUUAAUUGAAUUUUUGAAAGGCAGUGUUUUUUUGGUUUUCAUGCUGCUGUGGCUAGUCUAAGCAUAACAUUGUGUUUGAAGUACUGUGGUCCAGGUCGCUAUGCCUUCUGAGCCAUUUCCUUUGAAAACCCGUGUAAGUUUAGAUGUUUAACUAGUUGAAAAUAAUUGAUCUGGCUGGAUAUUCGCGGCUGUGUGUUAACUGUUUUUGUUAAUAUGUGAUUUAGUCAUGUGUCACAGUAGAUUUGUUUGUCUGAUUUUAAUGCAAAGACUUGUAGCUAUUUUAUGUAUUUAAAUAAUUUGAUGUAACACUUCAUGAAAGAAGGACUAUCUUUCAGUGUUAUCUUGUAUUGUUCUGGGGCAGGGCCUCGAUUUAAAGAUGUAAGUUGUUUACCUUAUUGUUGUUAGACAAACUGUGCUUACAAGAAUGUUAGGGCGCCAGUUUUUGAAUGGCCUAGUAGUAUGAUGCAGCCUGUAUGUAGCACUGUUACUGCCUCUAUCUUGAUGUGUUCUUAUUCAAACCUGCACUUUGUGAAAACUGCAAACAUUUGUAAUUAAUCAUACAUUCAACUGGUUUUCCUCGAUUGAUUACUCUAUUACUGUAAAUUUUCUGUGUCCUGAGAGACAUAAGUUGUUUCCUCCUUUGCACUGCCUCCUCUGCUUAUUAUGGCCUUAAACUUUCCCUUAGUUUGAUAUCGUGAUUUGAAUGUUUCUCUUCUAAAGUUACCUAAAAACAACAUGUCUUGAAGUGUCAACUUGUUGCCAUUUCCUCGUGCUUUGAGAACUACCUAGUAGCGAUGCUUAGUUGUUUUUUUAAGAGGGCUUUUCUGUGAUAAUUUAUAGACCUCUUUUCUUCAUAUUAAUCCUUAGUAGUUAGCUCCUGGAAAAUGCUCAAAAUUAGUAACUUGUCAGUGAGACUCCUAAUCUUUCGAAAUUUGUAAGACGAGUUCAUAAACCAUGUGCUAAUUGUACUGAAAAAUUGACCACUGUAUGUAUGCAAUGGCACUCACUGAUACAUAUCAAACUGCCUCUCUUUAAAUUAUUGUAAUUCUUAAGUGAUAUCAAUGAAUGACUUGUUUUAUCCCCUAUCUCUAAGACUGCAUUUACCAGUAGUUUACAGAUUUAAAAACAUUAGUCAAUUUUAAUUAAAGUAAAUUUGUUUCAGCUUUGUUUUAGACUUUUAUUACCCUGUAGUAUUUGAGACUUAUUUCAGUCAACAUGUUUUCACAUAUCUUCAAUUGCAACAUGCAGCAUAUGCCAGUUGAUGGGAUAGAGGUGUGUAAUUUUUAAAGCCUUAAUACAGCUUCUAUUGUGUAUAUCUGCUACUGUGAUAUUCCUGCUGGUUCCCAAGUGUUUUGUGCUCAUUUUGAGCUCCAUUCAAUUAGUGUCAUUGCAGCAUCUCAUUAAAUUUAUUCUAAAUUGGAUCACUCAUUGACACUUUGAAUUUGGAUUUCAGCAUGUCUAUAACUUGGUCCAAGCAGUGAAAUGCUCUCUUUGGCCUUAAAGUACUAUUUUCGAAAGGAAGCGAUCAAAUUUUUUGCAGGGUUGAAAGAACUUUCAAAAGGAAAUGGAAUGAGAGAUUUCAUUAUGCAUGUUUCGAUAGUGUUGUGGCUUUGAAGGAAAAGACAAACACAAGUGAUACGUUAGUUCUAAAUCUCCCAUGAAGGAAAGCUGUAUUCAGUUUUGAGUCAAGUAACCAGCAGGUUUGGUUCAUUCUGUACUUUCCCUAUCAGGAAGUACAACUUUCUCUUAUAUUUAUACAUUCUAAUAAUGAUUUAAAAAUGGAAGACGAGUUAAACACUUGUUAAUUUGAGGGUAAUUGGAGAACUAGGGUCCAAAUAUUCUCUAAUGAAAACUUUCUAGUCAGGUUUCAGUCAAACAAUUUUCAAAUUUCAUACCCAACUGGAGUAGAAGCAGUUCAAUCUGUUAGUCUGUGUUGCCGUGGAGAGCUUCUUAUGUAUUAAAGGAAUCCUUACUGUCAAGAAAUAAAUUUGUGCACUGAAUUGUGGGUUUUGGGUAGUGCUGAGGGCUUAAGUAGCACUGUCUCUUUUGUUUCCACACAUUUCUAUCUCAAAAAGUAACCACUAUAGAUUUUGAUUUGUGUCCCCAGCAUCCAUUUCUAUGUUCCUUUUAAGUGGCAUCUGUAUCACAUUUCUAAUAACAUGGCAUGCCAACAUGGCAUGUCGUGUUUUGAACUAUGUGGGGUCUCCUAAUGCUUUUGUGGUUAAUUUUGCUUCUCAUAAUAAUUUAUUGAUAUGUAGUCAUAUUACCGUGCAAGCUUGAAUGUGAUUAUACUGUUCCUUGUGAGAUGUUACUAAGCCAUACGCUAAUGAUCUUUAGCCUGUUAUGUGAGAACAGGGUCUAUUUCAUUUAUGGUUCUCUUUUUAUGGAAUAAAACUCUCUCAUAUACUGCUUUA
Thrips palmi is the source of this 5229-nucleotide messenger RNA. RefSeq names its product meiosis-specific coiled-coil domain-containing protein MEIOC-like. NCBI's taxonomy places the organism in Eukaryota, Metazoa, Arthropoda, Insecta, Thysanoptera, Thripidae. Gene Ontology annotation, cellular component: cytoplasm; nucleus. The transcript is spliced from 12 exons. Gene Ontology annotation, biological process: mRNA stabilization; meiotic cell cycle; female meiosis I. The coding region runs from base 67 to 2076 and encodes 669 amino acids. The record is from RefSeq and is a predicted model, not a curated record.